UUAAACGACUUCCCAUGUGCUCACGUGACUUGGGGGCUGUAUUUAGGGCCACAUUGAGCUCACGGGGUGAAAUUGUGUUUCGGUUUUUAAUUAUUUAUUGGGUUGAGGAGGGAUACAGGCGGGAGCUCCAGGUGAAAAACAUGUCCACCAUCAGGUUUGGAAGCAGUCUUGGUGCCUCCAGGACCACCGGAAGUGCUAUUGUUGCUAAUGGAGACGAAGACAAACCAGUUGAUGAUGCUGAUCCAAACACAAUAAUUCAGUGCCCUUAUGACAAAAACCAUCAGAUCCGGGCGUGUCGCUUCCCCUAUCACAUUCUCAAGUGUGCCAAGAAUCACCCCAAACUGGCAAGUGAACUUAAGUCAUGCCCCUACAAUGCUAAGCACUUGGUUUCCAGGCAUGAGCUGGCACAUCAUAUUGAGCACUGUCGAGACAAACCGCUAACCACCAUGGAGGACGAUAGCAUUGCUAAGCCGAACCCAAAAUUUCACGUGCCUAUCAAGUGGACAGCCCCUGCAUGUGAGGAGGACUGGGAACAAGAGGUUGAUGACAAUGCUGCUACUUUCAUGUGGGGCGUGAGCAACAAUUCACUCCCAGUUAAUAACAAGUUUGAGCCGCCAGCCACAAACGGCUGUAAUGUUGGGGUCCGUGCACCUCGAACUCUUCCCUGGAAAUCCUGUAAGUUCUGAUAUCAAAUCUCAGUCCAGUGUCCAAAACCACUACAAAAACUGGUCGGGGCUGCUACAGCAUUUUAAUUGUGCAGUUUGUCCACGUGCCACUCGAGGUGGCUGCAGUACUGUUGACUUACUUGCUAUGCACAACUUGUAUUAUGUAGUUUCCUGCCUAUUUUACAGGCUAGCAUUAAUGUGACUUUAUAUUAGACAAUGCCCUUGUUUAGUUUGUUGCACAGUCCUGUGACAAUCUGCAUUAUCUGAGGGGUAUUUUAGCUCGAGCAUCAACACGCACACUUUAGGGGAUCUCUGAGAUCUCCCGUUAACCCUUUUUGCCUUGUGCUGUGUUAGUUUUGUUAGUGUUUUAAAUGUUUCUUUGCAUUCCGUUUUCCUUAACUGGUGUUCUUUAAUGCAUCAGUUAUGAUGAAUGUGUGCUUUUUUUUUU
Molecule: messenger RNA, 1113 nt
Organism: Clarias gariepinus (North African catfish)
Lineage: Eukaryota; Metazoa; Chordata; Actinopteri; Siluriformes; Clariidae
Gene: gtsf1
Exons: 7
Coding region: 15-686 (223 amino acids)
Source: RefSeq, a predicted model, not a curated record